UGUUUUUCUGUUUCAGUUGGAUUCAUAGGCUUGUUUUUCUGUUUUUGAGUCAUGGAAUCGGAGAAGAGAAGGUCGUUUGUGGGUGAGAUUUCUUGGGAAACAAGUGAGGCUACUUUGAGAGAACACUUCAGCAAGUAUGGAGAGGUGGAGGAUACUUUGCUUAUCACGCGUACUGGUCAUGGAAGAGGGUUUGGCAUUGUGAGCUUCAAAGACCCGGAUAUGGCUAAUCAAGCACUUCAAGAUCAACAUGUUAUUCUUGAUAGAAAGGUAGAUGUGAAACCAGCAAAACCUAGAGGUAAUGAGAGGAACCAAAAUCAGACUAUCCACUCUGAAGAGCACAGUAAUGGAACUAGUACUAGUAAUAAGAAGAUUUUUGUAGGAGGUCUUCCACUUAAUGAGGAAGAUUUCAAGAAUUACUUUGGGAGUUUUGGCACGAUUAUUGAUGCUGUGGUGAUACAUGACAAAGAAACCCACAGACCAAGGGGCUUUGGAUUUGUUACUUUUGAUUCAGAGGAUGUUGUGAAUAAUCUAUUGCAGAAAAGUUUAUAUGAACUGAAAAAUAAGCUUGUGGAGAUUAAUGUAAAGCCAGAGACUUAGUUCAAGGCAGAGUCUACACGACCUGUAGCUUAGCUAUGAAACUAUGAAACUACAUGUAGUAUAAGUUUGUUACAGUUUAGAGUCCAAGUGUCAGCAUCCUAUGCUUUUGUCCACAUGUCAGCAUCUGAGCUAUGUUAGUUAAGGUAUUCCACAUUAUAUGGAAGU
Molecule: messenger RNA, 762 nt
Organism: Quercus lobata
Lineage: Eukaryota; Viridiplantae; Streptophyta; Magnoliopsida; Fagales; Fagaceae
Product: heterogeneous nuclear ribonucleoprotein 1-like
Exons: 2
Coding region: 52-597 (181 amino acids)
Biological process (GO): regulation of translation
Molecular function (GO): mRNA binding
Source: RefSeq, a predicted model, not a curated record